This is a messenger RNA of Pestalotiopsis fici W106-1, 1377 nucleotides long. RefSeq lists its product as uncharacterized. Lineage: Eukaryota; Fungi; Ascomycota; Sordariomycetes; Amphisphaeriales; Sporocadaceae. Gene Ontology annotation, biological process: carbohydrate metabolic process. Gene Ontology annotation, molecular function: hydrolase activity, hydrolyzing O-glycosyl compounds. Bases 1 to 1377 code for a protein of 458 amino acids. The record is from RefSeq and is a predicted model, not a curated record. The transcript is spliced from 3 exons.
AUGGGAAAUUCCAGCCCGUUGACAUAUCCGCGCGUCUUUUGGGUCUCAUCGCCCGACUUGGAAAACUGGUCUGCCCCAGUUUGGGGCGAUCCUUUCGGCAUCGACCCUCAUUUAUUCGCCGACCCGAAGUCCGGUAAGAACUAUCUGACCCUCAUGUCCCUCAACAACGACUACGACAGACUAUGGGGAAUCGGUCAGUGCGAAGUAGACUUGGUCACUGGCAAAUGCAUCGGUACAUUUGGGAACAUCUGGAACGGAACAUUGCCCGUGACCACAUCGACGCGUCCCGAAGGUCCAAAGCUCUUCUAUAAGGAACCGUACUAUUACCUUCUCAUCGCAGAGGGCGGCACUGGCAUUACACACCGCGCUACUAUUGCCCGGUCAGAUCAGCCGAAUGGCCCGUGGACGGCAUCGCCCACGAACCCUCUCAUUUUCAAUGGAAUCGAUACAAAUCUCACGAUUGGCGCUACUGGCCAUGCAACCAUGAUGGACACUCCCGAUGGCCGAUGGUUUGCAACGCUACUCGCCUAUAGAUAUGUCGGCCAAAAUCGCUGGGCAAUCGGCCGUGAAACCUUUUUUGCACCCGUCACUUGGGAAGAUGACUGGCCGACGAUGAAUGAUGGUCAAGUGCUGCUACUAAGCCAGAGCUUCGACUAUGGGCCAAAUCAGACGCGACCAGCCCCAGCAUACCAAGAUUUGUUCGAGGGCGAGGAGUUGGACAAGGGCUGGUAUCAGGUUCGGUCGCCUUAUACGCAAAAUUACCGUCUCAAAGGUGCUUCGUCGUCGGAUACUGUCAGCUUUGCGGCAAACAGUACUGCUGGGGUAGUGUUGCUGCCAAAUUCCUACACUCUGAGCGACCGCGAUACGCCAUCGGCGAUCCUGAGAAAGCAGAAGUCACUAAACAUGACUUUUACUGCGACCCUGUUGCCUAUUGAUGAGGGCCUUGGACCUUUCCAGUCAGUGGGGGUCACGGCGUAUGUGAGUGACCAGAAUCAUCAUGAUAUUGGAGUGCGUGGCUGUGCAAACACGACCGGUUUGUGUGUUUUCGUGGAUUCAACGGUAUCCUCCAGUGGUCCAGGCACCAGACCCAUGACUAUUGAAACAUCGCUUAAUGCUUCAGCGCUUUCAGAAGAACUGGAUUUGAUAAUCAGACCGAACUUCUUGACCUAUAGUCUGGGCUUUAACAGAGAAAAUGGCACCGUUACUUGGUUGCAAACAUUCCCCUCAAGCGACCUGCCCUCGGGAUUUGAUGGCGUCAUGUUUGGUUUGUUCGCGAGCGGCAACGGUUUUCCGUGGCCAUAUGAUGCACCAGAGGUUGGAUUCAGGAAGAUUCGGGAAGAAUACUACAACGAUGAUCUACCUGACUAUAUACAGUAA